AUGAAGUGUGCGAAUUUCUCAUUUUACGUAUCAGAACUUUCAUCAUUGGUGUCGGGAAAUGAAACUUUCGACGACUUAGCUAUCAUGAUCAGAUCUGCCUUUUGGGGACCAAAAAUUCGACUUCUAGCUAAAUAUCAUAUCAGUAUUAACAUCUUUUAUUCAAAUAUUGGGUAUGCCAAUAAUGUAUCACCAAUAAACCUACCUAUAACACACCUUUCUGAAUCAUCAUUUACGUAUUAA
Messenger RNA from Gryllus bimaculatus (two-spotted cricket), 240 nucleotides. The record is from the annotation of a GenBank genome assembly. Lineage: Eukaryota; Metazoa; Arthropoda; Insecta; Orthoptera; Gryllidae.